Molecule: messenger RNA, 3624 nt
Organism: Lutzomyia longipalpis
Lineage: Eukaryota; Metazoa; Arthropoda; Insecta; Diptera; Psychodidae
Exons: 11
Molecular function (GO): UDP-glycosyltransferase activity
Source: RefSeq, a predicted model, not a curated record
AAGCUUUUCAAUCGCCGAUAUGAAGAGAUCGUAUUAUUUCCUCUUUGUUAUUCUCGUCCUGGGAAUUGGUGUUAAUAAUGUGGGUGCAUAUAAAAUUCUUAUGGUUUUCCCAAGUUUUAGUGCAUCUCACUUAAUUGUUGCUUCUGGAUUGCUCAAAGGAUUAGCAGAACUUGGUCAUGAAGUGACCAUGGUGAGUUCGUUUCCUCAACAGAAACCGUUAAAGAAUUAUCGCGAUGUGGUUCUCCCACUCAAUACUAGUGAUAAAGAUGAACUCAUGUCGGAAAUGAUGAAAAAUGCUGGAAAUCAAUGGAGUAUGCUCUUCCAAAUUCCAAUAAUGUUAAAAAUGCCAUACGAGAUAGCCAAUGAAACUAUGGCUAGUCCCGAAUUUAGGAAAAUCAUGGAAACCGAAAGCUUUGAUCUGGUGAUAUUGGGCUUCUUUGCAAAUCAAUUCCUUGCUGGAUUAGGAUAUCAUUUCAAAUGUCCUGUUGCUGUAAUGAGCCAAGUUCAGCAAACGUAUUUGACGUCAGAGCUGGUAGGAAAUCCAUUGAGUAUUGCAUCAACAUCUCACUUUACUUUGGGCUAUUCGGGUCAAAUGACAUUCUCACAGCGAGUAAAGAACUUCAUAGCCUCAACAAUAGAAAUUUUCAUAACAAAUAUAUUCCGCUACAUGGAAAGGAAGUACUACGAAUCCAAUUUUCCACCAGACAAAUUUCCCACCUAUGAUGAAGCUAUGCGUAAUAUAUCAUUGGUGCUUGUUAAUCAUCAUUUUAGUCAAGGUGGUGUAAGGCCCUAUGUUCCAGCUAUGGUGGAAAUUGGAGGUAUUCAUAUUGAUGACAAAGUUGACCCACUACCAAAGGAUAUUCAAGAAUUUCUGGAUUCUGCAACCGAUGGAGCGAUCUUCUUUAGUUUCGGAUCAAAUGUUAAGAGCUCCAUGCUUCCGCAAGAUAAACUCAAUGCUAUUCUCAAGUGUUUCGGACAGCUCAAGGAGAAGGUUCUUUUUAAAUGGGAAACGGACACUCUUCCUAAUAAACCUGAUAACAUGAUGAUUGGAAAAUGGAUGCCACAGCGAGAUAUCUUGGCUCACAAGAACAUUAGGCUCUUUGUGAGCCAUGGAGGAAUGGGGAGUAUCGCUGAAGCAAAAUACCGCGGAGUACCCUUAAUUGGUGUUCCCUUCUUCGGGGAUCAAAUGGGAAAUGUAGCUGCUAUAUCUCAGGAAGGAUGGGCUUACCAAUUAAAUUUCGAUGACCUCACAGAAGAGUCCUUCUCAGCAGCUUUGAAGGAAGUUUUAACAAAUUCCAAGUAUUUUGACAAAGCGCAAUAUAUGGCAAAGUUGUAUAAAGAUCGUCCACAGACAGCCCUCCAGACGGCAAACUUUUGGAUUGAAUACGUAAUUCGUCACAAAGGAGCACCGCAUAUGCAAUCAAAUGCAGUUAAUUUGAAUUUCUGGCAAAAUAACCUGCUGGAUGUGAUUGCCUUCUUCAUUGUUGUUAUCCUUAUCAUUUGUAAAAUAUCUUGGGUUAUCAUGAAACUCCUUUGGAGGAUAGUUAUGAGAAAAGUUACUGGUCAAAAGGGUAUGAAGGGUAAAAAGCAGAAAAAAAUGUUGCGUAAUUCAACUCAAGGCCGAAUGUUCCGAAUUAUUGUUUUGUGUACUUUUGUGGCGCUUUUGGCUGCGCAGUGCCAUGGGGCCAAAAUUUUGCUCGCAUUUCCAACACCCAGUCAAUCACACAUGAUCGUCGCAUCGUCUCUUAUGAAGGGACUUGCGGCCAGAGGUCAUAGCGUGACGGUGAUGAGUGCUUUUCCCCAGAGCAAACCAAUCGAAAAUUAUCGUGAUAUUAAGAUACAGGUAGACGAGGGAAUUAAAGAUAUGAUAUCAAAAUUUGCAAAAGAUGGUGGCUCGCAACUAGGAUUUUUUGCACAUUUCAAUGAGAUCAUCAAUCUGUCUUUAAGAUCGGCAAACAGUAGUUUCAACGAGGAGGCAUGGCAGAAGGUGAUGCGAGAGGAAUCUUUCGAUCUUGUUGUUGUCGGAAUGUUCUUCAAUAACUUUGUCUUUGGCCUGGGUGAUCACUUCAAAUGUCCCGUCAUUGGGAUCUUUUCUGGUGGUGUCACAGAUAUAAUAAAUGAAAUGAGUGGAAAUCCUAUGGCAGUUGAUUCUGUGCCACAUCUCUUUCUUGGGAAAGUUGAUGAGAUGACUUUUAUGAAUCGUGUCAAAACGUUCAUCUUCAGUGGUCUUGAGAAACUUAUGUGGACAUAUGUGAACUACAGAGAAAAGGAAUACUACGACUACAACUUCCCAAGUCCCAAAUACAAAACUUAUGAUGAAAUGAAGAAGAAUAUUAGUCUCUUUUUUGUGAAUGAUCACUUCAGUGUAAGCUCACCUCGACCUCUGGUGCCUUCUGUUGUUCAAGUUGGAGGUAUUCAAAUUAAAAGCAAGCCAGAUCCACUACCACAGAAAAUGCAAGAAUUCAUUGAUGGAGCAGAGCAUGGUGUUGUAUUCUUCAGUCUUGGAUCAAAUGUUAAGAGUAGUUUGCUUGCACCUGAGAAGCUCGAUGCAAUUCUCAAGACUUUUGCAAAAUGAAAGCAGAGAGUUUUGUUCAAAUGGGAAGCUGAUAGUCUUCCUAAUCAACCAAAGAAUGUUAUGACGCAAAAAUGGAUGCCACAAGAUGAUAUUCUUGCCAAUGAAAAGGUACGCGUGUUUGUCUCCCAUGGUGGACUUGGUGGAAUAAACGAGGCUAAAUAUCAUGGAGUCCCAAUCGUGGGAAUACCCUUUUUUGCCGACCAAAUGACCAAUCUUGCCACAGCACAGAACGAAGGUUGGGCCAAAAUUGUUGAACUCAAGGAUCUUACAGAGGAAACAUUUACACAGGCAAUAUUGGAAAUUGUGAAUAACCAAAAGUACAGGGAUGUUGUUCAGGAAAUUUCAUCCCUCUUUCGGGAUCGUCCAGCAGCAGCAUUGGAUACUGCUGUAUAUUGGGCAGAGUACGUAAUUCGACACAAGGGAGCACCACAUUUACAAAGUCAUGCUGCCAAACUCAAUUUUCUGCAGCGAACAUCAAUCGAUGUGAUAGCCUUUAUUGCCAUAGUUUUACUCGUUGUUUUCAAAGUAAUUGCCUUAUCUCUUUGUUUCUGCUGGAGGAAAAUUACAAAAUCCGGAGGUUCUCCACCGAAGAGAAGUAGGAAAAAUCCAAAAUCAAAAGGCGAUUGAUUUUCAUCAUUCCCCCAUGCGAUGAAUGAAUGAUUCGUAUUCUCCCUCUAUAUGCAUAGAGAAAUUCAAUCCUUUUUUCUGUGAACGUGAAGUAAAUAAGAAAUCAAACAGAUUAGUUUCAUUUUAUUUCCCAUACGGUCCCUCAAACUACCCCAAAGCUCUCACACAUUCUUCCGUCAGGUCAUCUUCUUCUCUGGAUUUUCUGAGUUUUUCCUCAUGUUCGUAUACGUAAUCGAAUUAGGUUGAUGUGUAAUGCUAUGAAUUUAUUUCAUCACACGAAAGGAAUUGAGGGUUUUGAAAGAAGAAAAGGGUGCAAGAAUAAAUUCCCAGCCAAUAGAAAAAAUUGAUUUCUUGUAUUUUGAUAUUUUGUAACCCUUUGUAGAGAUAUGAGAGUUUAUUUAGUAAAAUAAAAUUUGUUAAAG